CUUGUAUCACCAGUUCAUGUCUUUCGCAGCGACAUGAAAGCAUUUCAAGUCUCCAAGCUCGCCCAUCCCAGCAACAUAUCACCGUCUGACAUCCCUAUCCCCAAAGCUGAUGGAAGCAAGGGCCAGGUCCUGCUUGACGUGCAUGCUGCUGCUCUGAAUUUCUUCGACAUCCUUCAGUCUCAAGGCCUUUACCAGACAAAGCCACCGUUGCCGUUCGUGCUGGGAGCCGAAGUGGCUGGAACCAUCUCCAAGACUUCGCCCAUUCCCGAAGGGUGUCCGUUCAAACCUGGUGACAGAGUCUUUGGUAUCACCCAAGGGGCCUACGCAGAACACGUCGUUGCCGAAUGGAAACGCCUCAUGCCCAUCCCCCCGAACCUGUCCAUGGCGCAAGCUUCGACAGUGCCGCUCACCGCUACGACCAGCUAUCUAGGUAUCGUGAUCAAGGGACAGGCCAAGCCGGGAGAGUGGGUGCUGGUACAUGGCGCUGCCGGCGGCGUGGGUUUAGCUGCUUGCCAAAUUGCAAAGGCUGUGGGAUGCAAGGUCAUCGCAGCUGCUUCGACAGAUGCCAAAAGGCAGUUCUGCGUGGACAAGGGUGGUGUUGAUGAAGUCGUCGACUAUACCAAAGACGGAUGGCAGAACGAAGUGAAGAGGAUCACCGGCGGUAGAGGUGUGGACAUUGUGUACGACCCUGUGGGACUAGUCAUCCCGAGCUUGAAAUGUGUAGCUGCCAACGCGAGGAUAUUGGUCAUCGGCUUUGCUGGAGGCACAAUCGAAAAGAUACCCGCGAAUCUCCUCUUGUUGAAGCAGGCCAGUGCAGUGGGUGUAUUCUGGGGCGCAACUACAGAGAAGGACCCAGAGACUGCCACUCAAGUCACCAAAGGCGUCUUCAAACUCCUCUCCACCAACGAGAUUCGCCCCGUCGUGCAUUCUACCAUUUACCGCGGACCUGGCGAGGUCUUGAAGGGGCUGAAGGAUAUUGAGAAUAGGAAGAUCUGGGGAAAGGGAGUUGUAGUGAUACGUGAAGAAGAUGGGGCGUUGAAAGCCAAAUUAUAGGUCGGGGGGUGAAGGACGAGCGAAUAUUGUAGCGUUAUCAAGGACCCGAGCCAUACACGUUGUAGCCUGGAUGACUAUUGCGUUGAUACUUUGAGCAAUAAUCAGAGGAAGAUGCUAGCCCUGCUAUCUGGUACUUUGGUGUUGACAUACCAGCGUGGCUAGACAUGAGCGGGAUGAUGGUCUAUAAAUGAUAUACAUGAGAAAUGAACAACAAGAUGAGCCCUCAGUUUUACUGUCAAACAGGCCGACACUCGACAAUGACCAGCACGAUCCGAAGAAAGCGACUAGGGUCUCCGAGCUUGACUCUAUGUGUUGGCAACUCUCAUCAUAGGGCGUCAUCUUGCUGGUUGGAAAAACCCCAGUACGGAUACAAGACACUGCAGACCGAACACCAAUGUCGAGAGCUGUGCAAUCUGGCGUGUCCAAUAGCCGUGCCGAGGUCAAUCUCGUUGAAUGAAGAUAUUGUGAUGAGAAGAAUGAAG
Molecule: messenger RNA, 1535 nt
Organism: Cryptococcus amylolentus CBS 6039
Lineage: Eukaryota; Fungi; Basidiomycota; Tremellomycetes; Tremellales; Cryptococcaceae
Exons: 9
Coding region: 34-1053 (339 amino acids)
Cellular component (GO): mitochondrion
Molecular function (GO): zinc ion binding; oxidoreductase activity
Source: RefSeq, a predicted model, not a curated record